GCAGUAAAGAUUUGUGAAUUAUAUCUACAAAAGAAUCACACAAAUAAUAAUUGUUAUUGCAGUAGCCUCGUUGGCUUUACAUGCGAACUUGAAGAUUGACUUUAGAAUCAUGAAUUGCACUCAAUACAUCGCUUUUGUGGUGUUCUUUUCAAAUGUAAUUUACAUAGUAUGGGGUAGCGCGACCAUUUCAGUUGAUUUUUAUAAAUACCAAGGUGAUAACGACGCAUAUACAGGUGCCAACUGUGAUGGUUUUGGAAACCCUUGUGACAUAGAAAUGGAUAUUUGCUUUGGAAAAACAUCAAGUAACGGCGGAUCAAGUUCUAUCGAUCGGUGCGAGUAUGGUUCUUCGUACGCCAUAGAAUGUGGUGACGACGAGACGAUCUACUUCUAUUCUUAUGUUGGUACUGUAUCCAACCCGGUUAGAAAAACGGCAUCAGUUUAUCAGGGUGCAUUCUAUCUUAAAAUCGAUGUGUGGGACGGCGAUGGCAAUCCAGCCGAUCUUGUUGACAAAUAUCGUAAAACCAUUACACAACCAGCCGAUGGUGUUUGGAGAAGGUACUACCUUUAUGGUCAAAGGACCGCAGCGCAUUACACAACGACCAUCGUAGACGUUGCUGUGUAUUGCAAUACGAAUUACUACAAUACGGACUGCGCCACGUACUGUGUUCCCCAAAAUUCAAAUUCAAAUGGUUACUACACAUGUCACUCAUCAACGGGGGCAAAGAUAUGUUACCCGGGUUAUUCGGGGUCAAGCUGCACAGUUGAUAUCAACGAGUGCAGUAGCAAUCCGUGUAGAAACGGGGGAACGUGUGCACAUGGUAUCAACUACUUCACGUGCAGCUGCGCACCCGGUUUCCAGGGCACAACAUGUACCGUGAACAUUAAUGAGUGCGCUAGCUAUCCGUGCGCAAACGGUGGCACAUGCGUAGAUGGGGUGAAUGGCUACCAAUGUCAAUGCCGAGCAGGUUUCAAUGGGGAGCGAUGCCAGACUGAAAUCGACGAGUGUCUCUCGUCACCAUGCGUGAAUGGCGCUACCUGCAAUGAUGAUAUAGCUGGUUUUACAUGUAUAUGCACUUCUGGAUUCAGUGGCCAAUAUUGUGAAAACGAUAUUGAUGAAUGUGGAAGCAGUCCGUGCAAGAACCGGGCCAUGUGCUCUGACCGGGUCGAUGGGUUCGACUGCAUAUGCGCCGGAGGAUAUACAGGAACGUUAUGUGAAAUAGAAAUCGAUGAAUGUGGAAGUUUUCCAUGUCAGAAUAAUGCCACGUGUCUUGAUGAAGUCAAUGGAUUCAUUUGCAAUUGUGAUUAUGGUUAUUUUGGAGACGUUUGUGAUGUUAAUAUCACUGAUUGCACUGCACUGUGUCAGAAUAAUGCCACAUGCUAUGACAUCCUCAAUGGGGCCUUCUGUGAUUGUGCUAGUGGGUAUUUUGGGGACUAUUGUAACUUUAAUAUCACAGAUUGUCCAAGAUUUUGUAAGAAUAACAGUACAUGUGAAAUAGCUAACUCCACGAUGACAUGCCUCUGUGCUCCUGGAUUCUAUGGUGAACUAUGUGACAGAGAAUAUGACGAAUGUCAAAGUCAACCAUGCCAAAACGGUGCAACAUGCAAUGACGUCGUCAAUGGGUUCGUCUGCUCAUGCGCGCCUGGGUAUUUUGGGACAAGCUGCCAAGAUGAAGUGGACGAAUGUGAAAGUAGUCCUUGUGUGAAUGACUCAGAAUGCAUUGACCUGAUCGCUGACUUUUUUUGUAACUGUACCGAAGGCUUUGAAGGUAUUUUCUGCGAAAUAGACAUCGACGAAUGCAUGUUUUCAGAAUGCUUUGGAAACUCAACAUGUAUUGAUGACGUUGACGGAUACUCUUGUAAAUGUGAGGACGGUUACGAUGGAAAUUUGUGUGAAAUUGACAUAGAUGAGUGCCAGAGUAAUCCGUGUAAAAAUGGCGCUAAUUGUACAGACGAUAUUAACUCCUUCAUGUGCUCUUGCAUGCCUGGAUACACUGGUAAAAUGUGCGAAGUAGAUAUUAAUGAAUGUAAUUCUUCACCGUGUCUGAAUAAUGCAACUUGUGUUAAUCAUAUUGAUUCGUAUUCUUGCAUGUGUGAUGUCGGCUGGGAAGGUAUCGUCUGCGACUUCAACCCAAAUGAUUGCCUAUACUCAAACUGCUUCAAUAAUGCAACUUGUGUCGAUGGUAUAGGCGAAUACUUUUGUGAAUGCAAAGCAGGUUACUAUGGUGAUUUAUGUGAAUUCGAAAUAGAUGAAUGCUUAAGUAACCCGUGUAGAAAUGGCGCUAACUGUACAGACAACAUCGAUGCCUUCACGUGUAGCUGUACACCUGGCUAUACUGGUGUUAUGUGCGAAGAAGAUGUUAAUGAAUGUAAUUCUUCACCAUGUUUAAAUAAUGCAACUUGUGUUGAUCAAAUUGAUUCGUAUUCCUGUCUGUGUGACGUUGGCUGGGAAGGUAAUGUCUGUGACUUCAACCCGAAUGAUUGUCUGCACUCAAACUGCUUCAAUAAUUCAACUUGUAUUGAUGGUAUCGGCGGCUAUACCUGUGAGUGUCCGACAGGCUACGAAGGAGAAUUAUGCGAAAAUGACGUAAAAGAGUGUGACGAAUAUCCCUGCCAAAAUAACGCUACUUGUGUAGAAGAAAUCGGUUGGUUUAUGUGUAUCUGUGCUCCAGGUUUUGAAGGCGCUUAUUGUGACGUAGAUAUCAAUGACUGUGCGAUGAUGCCUUGUGCGAAUGAUGGAACCUGUGUUGAUAUGGUCAACGGGUUUGAAUGCUAUUGCCCAGAUGACUGGUACGGUACCAACUGCACAACGUACCUGCCGAACUUAUGUUUGAAUAAUAACUGCACAAAUAAUUCAACAUGUCAAGGAACUUUAGAAGGUUUCAUUUGUACCUGUUUACCUGGAUUUACAGGCACAUCUCAUGGCGCUAACUGUACAGACAACAUCGAUGCAUUUAUGUGUACCUGCGCACCCGGCUAUACAGGUGUCAUGUGCGAAGAGGAUUUUAAUGAAUGUAAUUCUUCACCAUGUUUAAAUAACGCAACUUGUGUUGAUCAAAUUGAUUCGUAUUCCUGUCUGUGUGACGUUGGAUGGGAAGGAACCGUCUGCGACUUCAACUCGAAUGAUUGUAUGCACUCAAAAUGCUUCAAUAACUCAACUUGUAUUGAUGGUAUCGGCGGCUAUACCUGUGAGUGUCCGACAGGCUACGAAGGGGAAUUAUGCGAAAAUGACGUAAAAGAGUGUGACGAAUAUCCCUGCCAAAAUAACGCUACUUGUGUAGAAGAAAUCGGUUGGUUUAUGUGUAUCUGCGCUCCAGGUUUUGAAGGCGCUUAUUGUGACGUAGAUAUCAACGACUGUGCGAUAAUGCCUUGCGCGAAUGAUGGAACCUGUGUUGAUAUGGUCAACUGGUUUGAAUGCUAUUGCCCAGAUGACUGGUACGGUACCAACUGCACAACGUACCUGCCGAACUUAUGUUUGAAUAAUAACUGCACAAAUAAUUCAACAUGUCAUGGAACUUUAGAAGGUUUCAUUUGUACCUGUUUACCUGGAUUUACAGGAAAGUAUUGUGAGGAGGAUGUGAACGAGUGUCUAGGUGGUGCGUGUUUACAUGGAGGAACCUGCCGUGACCACAUUGCCGGGUUUUCGUGCGAGUGUAUCCCUGGAUACACUGGUGAAUUCUGUGAGGUUGUUCUUGACACAUGCGACAAGGUAGAGUGUAAUAACGGAGAGUGCAUUGAGGAGACUGACGGCUUCGCCUGCCAAUGUCUGCCCGGCUACGAAGGAAUCAACUGUGACAACAACAUCGAUGAAUGUGCAUCAUCACCUUGCCUAAACGGUGGGACAUGUACGGAUGACGUCGAUAAAUUUAAUUGCAAAUGCCCAGAAACAUUGUCAGGGAGUAUGUGCGACCAAGACGUUGACGAGUGUACGAAAGGUGAUGUCUGUCCUGAAAAUGCCAUCUGUAGAAAUACGUUUGGUGGCUUUGAUUGCGCCUGCAAGCCCGGAUUCACUGGUGAGAAAUGCGAGGACUUUAAGGAUCCAUGUGAUGCGCAUGGAAUGCCGUGUAAUAAUGGAGGUACUUGUGUAACAACAGACGAAUCUUACAGAUGUGAAUGCAGUAUUGGAUUUACAGGGGAAACUUGUAACAUCAUCAUGGAUCCAUGCAAAUCUUCGCCAUGUUUGAACGAUGGAGAUUGUGAGGUAAACGACGAGAAAAGUUACACGUGCAGGUGUUUACAUGGAUUUACAGGAAAGUAUUGUGAGAAGGAUGUGAACGAGUGUCUAGAUGGUGCGUGUUUACAUGGAGGAACCUGCCGUGACCACAUUGCCGGGUUUUCGUGCGAGUGUAUCCCUGGAUACACUGGUGAAUUCUGUGAGGUUGUUCUUGACACAUGCGACAAGGUAGAGUGUAAUAAUGGAGAGUGCAUUGAGGAGACUGACGGCUUCGCCUGCCAAUGUCUGCCCGGCUACGAAGGAAUCAACUGUGACAACAACAUCGAUGAAUGUGCAUCAUCACCUUGCCUAAACGGUGGGACAUGUACGGAUGACGUCGAUAAAUUUAAUUGCAAAUGCCCAGAAACAUUGUCAGGGAGUACAUGCGACCAAGACGUUGACGAGUGUACAAAAGGUGAUGUCUGUCCUGAAAAUGCCAUCUGUAGAAAUACGUUUGGUGGCUUUGAUUGCGCCUGCAAGCCCGGAUUCACUGGUGAGAAAUGUGAGGACUUUAAGGAUCCAUGUGAUGCGCAUGGAAUGCCGUGUAAUAAUGGAGGUACUUGUGUAACAACAGACGAAUCUUACAGAUGUGAAUGCAGUAUUGGAUUUACAGGGGAAACUUGUAACAUCAUCAUGGAUCCAUGCAAAUCUUCGCCAUGUUUGAACGAUGGAGAUUGUGAGGUAAACGACGAGAAAAGUUACAGGUGCAGGUGUACUAAAGAAUAUGCAGGUGAACGAUGUGAAAUAGUAAUUGCUACAUCAGCGUUUGUAUUCUACAUGUCGGGAAGUGUGUCUGAUGAAAGUCAGCUUGCAGACGAUAUCGCCGAACUGUACAGUUUCUCUUCAGGGUCAACUGACGAGGUUGAAGUUGUUGUGUUGUCUGUAGAAGAUUAUGUUUCGGUCGAUACAGGAGAACCUGUGAGUAAAGUGGAAGUCAUAAUAAUGGUAAAUGGUACUGCACAGACUAACGAAGAAAUCAUGUCCGUAAUUACUGAAACACCCACUGACGUCAUCGAGAAGGGUCUAGAUGCUGAAUUGUUCACUGGCGAUGCAGUACCAAAGAAUGAGUACGCUGAAAAGGGAUGGUUUGAAGAAAAUUGGAUCUGGUUUAUGUUCGUAGUUAUUGGAGUUCCGUGUGGAGCAGUGGUUUCAGUGCUGUUGUUACGAAAUCUAAAACGAUCCAUGAAGGUCGGUCCUGUAGAGGAGGAAAAUUCGGAUGUUCCGUUAAGUGCCUCGAGUAAUGAGGAGUUGCCCAAGACCGAUGAUUCCAUACCAAAAGCAGAUACGUCAAAUGUGUAGGGGAAAAUACAUCACGAUUACCUUGUUGUGAGUAAUGCUUAUGACAUGGAGGAGUUGCCAAAGACGGAUGAGAUUAAUGUAUAUAAGACAAUAAGUCUAUAAAAUUAUCUUGUAGUAAUUAUGACACUUGGGACUCUUUUCAAGCCUGCGAACACACAUAAUAAAUAACAAUCGAUCUUUCCGCACUUUGAAUAAUGGUUGUUACUAAGAUCCCCCAGGACGUGUCGUCAUGUGUUUGUAGAAUGCGCAUCAUACUGGCCCUUUUCUGAUUGGUCAGUAUUUUAAUUGGAGAAAGGUCUAAGAAACAAUAUACAUUUUGUAUAUCUUGUGAUAACUGUGUUGAUUUAAAAAAAAAAUACAAUAGCCAAAAAAAAUUGUAUGGAAGACCAGGUUGGAAAAAAAACCAGUAGUAAAAUAUAAGUUAGUACAAUAUUUUUUAUGUAGUGACGCUGUAUUAAUUGCCGUGAAGUAGAAUUCUUAGGUUUGUUCAGUUCAGGUGGUAGUUUUGCUGUGGAAAAAAUCAUUGAUCAAAGAAAUGUUUCUGGGUGGGCACAUCUUCGGAUGACAGUUUUGUAGUUUUGCCCAUCCUCGGCAGCCCCUACCAACUUUAUUGUUUUCGUUUUUGUCGGAAGAUUUAACUAAAUAAAAAAUAAAUUCUCCGUACCAAACUUAAUGUCAUAGUCAUUUAAGCAUGGAGGUAUAAAAUACCUCCAUGAUUUAAGCAAUUCUAUAGUGUGUAAUGUCAUCACUUAAGAAAUGACGUAUCUGUGCAGCACAGACACAAAAUUUUGUGAUUGGAUAAAACUUAAUUAUAUUUUCGUCCAACAGUAUUUACAUAGAUGAAAAUCAGUUCUGAUCACUUAUAGAAUAUAUUAUAAUUGCCAUAAUUGUCACUCAAAUUUGGGUAAAAUUUACUACUUUGUACUAUAGGAUCUUAAAUAAUCGUCCUUUCUAUUCUUCCGAAAUAUAUAAUGUUCAUAUCUCGCCACAACCCUUUAAAACCAUCAAUUUUAAAUAAGCACUUUUUGUAAGAUUCAUGUUACCACUUCUGACAUUUAUUUUAUAAUUUUCAAAAUUAUAUUUGUUGCUUUUGUUUGAUUUACUUUAUUUUGUUAGUUUAAGUUCUUUGUUUUGUUUUGCAUUAAGUUGUGUUUGUGUGUGCCUAGUUUUAAGCUUUCUUUUUGUUUGUAAAAAACUGUUAUUUUGGAUACACCACUAUUGUGUGUGCCACCGAUCUUAAGGUAUUAUUCCUAAUAAAUUGAUUGGUUGAUUGAUUGAUUAA
This is a messenger RNA of Anneissia japonica, 6791 nucleotides long. Its product is annotated as fibropellin-1-like. Gene Ontology annotation, cellular component: membrane. Lineage: Eukaryota; Metazoa; Echinodermata; Crinoidea; Comatulida; Comatulidae. The record is from RefSeq and is a predicted model, not a curated record. The transcript has 17 exons. Gene Ontology annotation, molecular function: calcium ion binding. Gene Ontology annotation, biological process: cell communication. Bases 110 to 5509 code for a protein of 1799 amino acids.